UUCACUCCCUCACCCGCUCAUCACCGGGAAUCCCUGGGAUGCGCUGUUUUAGCGAAGGGCGUCCAAAAAGCCAAGGAAACUAUCACCAUGGACGUUCAACAACUUCCUGAGAAACCGACCGUCAAUCGGUCAGUGGUCGCGAUGGAGGGCAGCUCCCUCUCACUGAACUGCAGAAGCUGGGAGACAAAUCCCGUCACCUUACGUUGGGUGAGGAAUGGAGAGGACAUCGGCGCAUCUUCCACCGGAGAACUGGCAGUGCUUCUCCGUGACGUUACAUCAGUAGAUGAGGGGGAAUACUGGUGUUCGGCUGGAAACGACGUGGGCGUCUCCAACAGCUCCACCAGCGUCUCCGUUCAGUACAGACCCAAAACUGAAAUGGCGUGCACCAGCGCUGGGACCGUGACUAACUGUGUUUGCAAGGUCAGAGCCAAUCCUCCGGCCAACGUUUCAUGGAGCAUCGACGGGGAAGCCCUGGCGGAGCUCAGGUCGGAGGAUGUGGUCGUGGCCCGGGAGACGGACGGGAACGUGAUACAGAGCUCGAUGAAGCUGACCCGUGCGGAAAGAAUGGGAAAUGUGAUUUCAUGUUCUGCAGGGAAUACCCACGGUUACCGCGCCUCCGAAUACCCACUCCGUUCUGAGGGAACAGACGCCCGGACGAUCUACUCGACAGCAGGCGGGAUGGGAGCCGGCCUUGUCAUUCUGAUUGUCGUCCUGCGGACAAUUGCAGUGUGCCGGAAGCAACGACGAAAAGCUGCUGCUGUUUCCGAGCUUUCUGUCGUCUACAGUACUGUGACGCCUUCAAUAAAUUUCGUGGGAGUCGCCCAGGAAUCUCGUGGCGUUGGCGACUCGCAGCCGACUCAAAGAGACGAGAUCGUCUAUGCUGAUAUCAACUUCCAGAAAUGAAAUGUACAGCAACUGCUUUGGACUGAAGUAUCGCAUGGGUGAGAAUGGAGCCCAUGGAACGUCAAACGGUAGAGCAAAGGAGCCCCUCCUUCAGAACUGACGGAGCUAAUGACGCCUGAUCUCUUCUGUCCUGUCAUUGGUCGGAACCACAGUCUCUCAUUUGCAUAUCUAACAGCAUUCCAAGCGUCUGUGUCAUAUUUACUCCACAACAGAGCGUCCAGACACCCACCACUCUCUGUGUGAAAACACCCGACCAGCACAUCUCCUUUGAGGUUUCCAUUUUUGCAUUAAAAGUGUUUCCUUUCGCCUCAGACAUUUCCACCAUGGGGAAAAGAUGCCGGUUUUCAGUCGAUGCCUCUCGUGAUUCUAUAAAAGUUUAUCUGUCACAUCUGCCCUUAGUCUCCAAAGCUGUAGAGGAAACAACCCAAGUCUGUACAACCUCUCUUUUAUUCCCUUAUCCGCUAAUCCAGGUAGCAGUCUGUUAAACCUGUUCUACACCUGUCCAGCGCCUCCACGACAUUUAAUGAGGGUACGCUGUGCUUCAACUGAGGCCGAACCAGCGAUUUAUGGAGCUGCACACGGUUUAUCGUCUCUUCUACCUAAAGACCUGACCAGUGAAGGCAAUUACCGUUUGCCUUCUUUACCGCCCAAGCUACCUUUUAUGAAGAUAUGGUUCCAUUGUCCCUCUGUGCAGCGACGCUGUUAAUCGCAAGUUCAUUAACUGUGUCCCUCCACUUUACUCUUAACCUCCCAACGCACAACACCCCACAUGUGCCUGAAUGAACUUCCAUUUCCCCAUAUCUACAACAGAUAUACAGUGUAUGCCGCGCUGUUAUUCGGCGAAGCACUACGCUAUCCAUUAAGGCAUCAAUCUUUGCAUCAUUAUCAACAUCACAAACACACUCCACCAAGCUUCACCCAAGCCCCAAGCAGAAUGUAUAGAGACACCAACCCGGGCUCCUGAGGGACACCGCUCGGUAAAGAUCGAGUCAGAGUAAGAUCUAACGACCACUACACUCUGUCUUCAACAGGAAAGGCAAUUCUGUAUCCAAACUUAUUCCUAUAAGUCAGCAAGGCUGACCCUGAAAUCGCCCAGCACUAGAAGAUCCACGAGUUUUUAAAUCUGUGGUUUAUACAGCGUUCAGGUACAAACAUGUUAUUUGAAACAAAUUUGUGGAGUCAACAUUUUAGUAAAAUAUACUUAUAGCAUGUUCUCUCUCAAAGUGGGAAACAUAACUGCAUUAUAAGAGAGCCCUAUCUUACAGCCUGAGACCCCUGUUGAACUCUGAUCUUUGGUGGUGUUUGUGUGUGGGGUUCCAAAAUUCCCCAUGUGAACGGAGGUGAAGUGGGAUCCCCGGAUAUUCCACUUUCCUGCCAUGUUCCUGAUGAGCACCUUGAUGGUUCAAUAGAAAUUAGGCCUUUUAUUUCCAAUAAA
Molecule: messenger RNA, 2338 nt
Organism: Hypanus sabinus (Atlantic stingray)
Lineage: Eukaryota; Metazoa; Chordata; Chondrichthyes; Myliobatiformes; Dasyatidae
Product: myelin-associated glycoprotein-like
Exons: 6
Coding region: 88-903 (271 amino acids)
Source: RefSeq, a predicted model, not a curated record